AUGAAAGCCACCAACAAACAGUGUGGGAAGUUCCUCAGACUUUUGGGCAGAUGUCAACUGGAGGAGAAAGCCAGCACUAUUAAGACCGUCAUCAACCUGACAGGGAGAGCACUGGAUGAGCCAACAAUCUCUGUGCUGUCGAAAGGUCUGAACUUUGCUCCGAUUCCAAGAAUGUUACUAAAACAUGACAUCAUCAGCAAUGUUGAGCAAGCCAUACAUGUACUCCAACCGAGAGCAGCUGAGGAAGUGAGGAGGGAGACCAGCAGUGUACUCGAGAAAGCAAGAAUGCCAGAGAACAACGUUACGACUGAAGAGCGCAAGGCACUGUUGAACCUUUGCGAUGACAAGGAUAUAGUGGUCUUAGCAGCAGACAAAGGGAAUGUGACAGUCCUACUGAAGUCAGUGGCAGAAGAUUGA
Molecule: messenger RNA, 417 nt
Organism: Schistocerca serialis cubense
Lineage: Eukaryota; Metazoa; Arthropoda; Insecta; Orthoptera; Acrididae
Exons: 1
Coding region: 1-417 (138 amino acids)
Source: RefSeq, a predicted model, not a curated record